This is a messenger RNA of Callithrix jacchus (white-tufted-ear marmoset), 1460 nucleotides long. It is a transcript of the gene U2AF1, whose product is annotated as U2 small nuclear RNA auxiliary factor 1. Gene Ontology annotation, molecular function: RNA binding; metal ion binding. NCBI's taxonomy places the organism in Eukaryota, Metazoa, Chordata, Mammalia, Primates, Cebidae. Gene Ontology annotation, biological process: mRNA splicing, via spliceosome. The record is from RefSeq and is a predicted model, not a curated record. Gene Ontology annotation, cellular component: U2AF complex.
ACGUCGGGGCGGGGAAGAGCGUCGUCGCUCUAGGGUGACGUCUCCCGCGGGCGUCUGCAGGGUUGGCGGCGUCGGCAGCAGUGUCGGCGGCGGCGGCAGCGGCGGCGGGUGGGAAAUGGCGGAGUAUCUGGCCUCCAUUUUCGGCACCGAGAAAGACAAAGUCAACUGUUCAUUUUAUUUCAAAAUUGGAGCAUGUCGUCAUGGAGACAGGUGCUCUCGGUUGCACAAUAAACCAACGUUUAGCCAGACCAUUGCCCUCUUGAACAUUUACCGUAACCCUCAAAACUCUUCCCAGUCUGCUGACGGUUUGCGCUGUGCCGUGAGCGAUGUUGAGAUGCAGGAACACUAUGAUGAAUUUUUUGAGGAGGUUUUUACAGAGAUGGAGGAGAAGUAUGGGGAAGUUGAGGAGAUGAACGUCUGUGAUAACCUGGGCGACCACCUGGUGGGGAACGUGUACGUCAAGUUUCGCCGUGAGGAAGAUGCGGAGAAGGCUGUGAUUGACUUGAAUAACCGCUGGUUUAAUGGACAGCCGAUCCACGCCGAGCUGUCGCCCGUGACGGACUUCAGAGAAGCCUGCUGCCGUCAGUAUGAGAUGGGGGAAUGCACGCAGGGUAGUGAGUGUCUCCUCCACCCCACAGGGAAUGCACGCGAGGUAGUGAGUGUCUCCUCCACCCCACAGGGAAUGCACACGAGGUAGUGAGUGUCUCCUCCACCCCACAGGGAAUGCACGCAGGGUAGUGAGUGUCUCCUCCACCCCACAGGGAAUGCACACGAGGUAGUGAGUGUCUCCUCCACCCCACAGGGAAUGCACGCGAGGUAGUGAGUGUCUCCUCCAUCCCACAGGGAAUGCACACGAGGUAGUGAGUGUCUCCUCCACCCCACAGGGAAUGCACGCAGGGUAGUGAGUGUCUCCUCCACCCCACAGGGAAUGCACACGAGGUAGUGAGUGUCUCCUCCACCCCACAGGGAAUGCACGCGAGGUAGUGAGUGUCUGCCUCCCACCCCACGGGAAUGCAUGCGAGGUAGUGAGUGUCUCCACCCCACAGAGAAUGCACAUGAGGUAGUGAGUGUCUCCACCCCACAGGGAAUGCACGCGAGGUAGUGAGUGUCUCCACCCCACAGGGAAUGCACAUGAGGUAGUGAGUGUCUCCACCCCACAGGGAAUGCACAUGAGGUAGUGAGUGUCUCCUCCACCCCACAGGGAAUGCACGCGAGGUAGUGAGUGUCUGCCUCCCACCCCACGGGAAUGCACGCGAGGUAGUGAGUGUCUCUUCCACCCCACAGGGAAUGCACGCAGGGUAGUGAGUGUCUCCUCCACCCCACGGGGAAUAUACGCGAGGUAGUGAGUGUCUCUUCCACCCCACAGGGAAUGCACGCGAGGCGGUUUCUGCAACUUCAUGCAUCUGAAGCCCAUUUCCAGAGAGCUGCGGCGGGAGCUGUAUGGGCGCCGUCGCAAGAAG